Colossoma macropomum (tambaqui) is the source of this 870-nucleotide messenger RNA. Its product is annotated as atypical chemokine receptor 2-like. Gene Ontology annotation, cellular component: membrane. Gene Ontology annotation, molecular function: G protein-coupled receptor activity. Gene Ontology annotation, biological process: G protein-coupled receptor signaling pathway; immune response. The record is from RefSeq and is a predicted model, not a curated record. NCBI's taxonomy places the organism in Eukaryota, Metazoa, Chordata, Actinopteri, Characiformes, Serrasalmidae. The transcript has a single exon. Bases 1 to 870 code for a protein of 289 amino acids.
AUGCAGCAGCUCAACUGCUCCAGUAGUUGCCAACUCACUGAUGAUUUUCCAAUUUGUGUAGCCGUUUGUGCUAUAUUGGGGCUGGGCUUUGUGCUGGGGGUCCCUGGGAAUCUAUCAGUGCUGGUGAUUCUCAUCAAACGCUUGAAGGAGAACAACUUCACCAUCAGGAUGAUGCUGAGCCUGGCGGUGUCGGACCUGUUGAUUUUACUUCAGCUGCCGGUGUGGAUGUGGGCUGUUCUGCAUGGCUGGGUCUUCACUUCUACAGCGUGCAAGAUCAUCUCCUAUGUUGAAUACUGGUGCAUCUACUGUAGCGCAUUUUGCGUGACUUUGAUGAGUGUUCAGAGAUACAUGCAUGUGCUGCAUCAUCAUAAAUGGGCUAAACUUGGAACCAGACGAGAGAACGGCCUUUUGUGUGGAAUAUGGAUCCUGAGUGGAGUGUUCACUUUAUAUGCUCCAGUUCAGCGUGAUGUAGGAUGUGAGCAAUAUGGAUUUCUGUACUGUUACCAACAGUUUAGGAACAAGACAGAGCAAGUAGCCACAUUACUAUUUGAAAUACUGCUAUUUGUGAUCUGCUUCUUCUUGCUGUUUUACUUCUACUAUCGUCUCUACCGAGGGGUUAAUGAGUCACCUUUCUCUAGCAGCAACAGAAUGACAAAGCUGGUGACGAGAAUCGUUGUGGCAUUCUUCAUCUUCAAUUUCCUGGUUCCCGUUGCCAACAUCUUAAUUAUCAUUGCAAUUUUUCUUAAUAAUCAGAAUUUUUACAAACAUGCAGACCUUUGUGGCAAUGUAGCCAGAGCUCUGACAUUUCUGAACAGCUGUGUGAAUCCUUUUCUGUACACAUUCUCUCUUAGAGGGCUGCAGAGGGACUGA